Penicillium waksmanii is the source of this 780-nucleotide messenger RNA. It is a transcript of the gene rex4, whose product is annotated as putative 3'-5' exonuclease. Gene Ontology annotation, cellular component: nucleus. Gene Ontology annotation, molecular function: nucleic acid binding; 3'-5' exonuclease activity. The coding region runs from base 1 to 780 and encodes 259 amino acids. The record is from RefSeq and is a predicted model, not a curated record. Gene Ontology annotation, biological process: rRNA processing; ribosomal large subunit assembly. The transcript has 2 exons. Lineage: Eukaryota; Fungi; Ascomycota; Eurotiomycetes; Eurotiales; Aspergillaceae.
AUGGACACAGCAAGUCUUUCCAGCAACUGGAAGAAGUUACAGGCAACUCUCAAGAAAGGAAGUGCCUCAACCUCGGCACCGGCCUCCAAAUCGGCCUCGAAACGCAAGGUUUCUGAUCGCGAGUCCGGACAUGGCACCGUGAAGAAAACAAAGUUCACUCAGAAAGACCAGUCAAAAUCCAGAGACUCAAAACCACUCCUGAAGAGGAAAAGAAUGGCGGACGGAGCAGAGACUGAUUCGUCCUCGACAACUUUACGGAGGAAGUCUAGCACUGCAACUUUGUCCAAGACUCCGACGGAAACACUCAGAUCGAAAGAGAAUGAGGGCCUCUCCGCUACCGCUGAAAUAGGAAAAUAUGUCGCCAUGGAUUGCGAAAUGGUAGGCGUUGGACCGCACCCCGACAACGACUCCGUCCUUGCACGAGUUAGUAUCGUCAACUUCAACGGCGACCAGAUCUACGACUCCUACGUUCGGCCUAAAGAGAUGGUUACAGAUUGGCGAACACACGUCAGCGGCAUUAUGCCGAAGCACAUGGUGGAAGCGCGAACCCUCGAAACAGUCCAGAAAGAGGUAUACGGGAUCAUGGAAGGACGGGUUCUUGUCGGUCACGCCGUGAGCAACGACCUCGAUGCCUUGAUGUUUGCUCACCCGAAGCGUGAUAUUCGUGAUACAAGCAAGCACGCGGAAUACCGGAAAAUUGCCGGCGGUGGAUCCCCCCCGACUGAAGAUUCUUGCGGAGCACUUCCUUGGGUUGAAGAUUCAGGAAGGGGCGCAUUCUAG